Molecule: messenger RNA, 2863 nt
Organism: Medicago truncatula (barrel medic)
Lineage: Eukaryota; Viridiplantae; Streptophyta; Magnoliopsida; Fabales; Fabaceae
Product: protein CHUP1, chloroplastic
Exons: 11
Coding region: 638-2626 (662 amino acids)
Biological process (GO): protein localization to cortical microtubule cytoskeleton
Cellular component (GO): cortical microtubule
Source: RefSeq, a predicted model, not a curated record
UGCAGUGUUAAGUUUCGGAAUCAGCCGAGGAGGAAGUCAUAAAUAACAUUAAUUUCUUUACCAUUUUUUUUUCGUGUUCCUAGGGUCAUAUAUGAUGAACCUUGGUUUUCACUCAUACUUUAAAUUAUAGAGUUAUUAGUUAUUCCCUAAUUCUUUUCUGCGGAGUCAAUGAAACAGUUGCUCAUGAAUUCAUUGUUGACUUAAGAGGCUUUCAGAAUACUGCUGGGAUAGAGCCUGAAGAUGUUGUGAAACGUCUCAUGGAUAAUGGAUUUCAUGGACCAACAAUAUCAUUGCUUGUGCCCGAUACACUCAUGAUUGAGCCUACUGAAAGUGAAAGCAAGGGAGCCCCUCGUCCACCACCACUGCUCGUGGGCUUGUAGCUGAUGCAUGGACAAAACCAUAAUCCAGGGAGUAUGCAGCCUUCCCUGCUUUAUGGCCGUGUUGCAAAGUUUUGGCUUACCACAGGAUGGUGACCGCAACCUGAUUUGCACCCGUCUCCCAGCAUCAAGUGUUGUUGAAGAACAAGCUGCUGCUGCAGCAGCGUUAUUCCAUCGUCACCUAUUUUCAUUUCCAGAUGAACAUAAACUCUAUUAACUUUUGAUUCCUCGUAUGAACAUGACGAUAAUCCACCGCUCUCAUGUUUCAUUCAUCCCCUCUGCCCGAAAAUGCAAUGGUUCCCUUGAGACAGGUUCAUCCACAUGCUUUUCCAACACAUAGGAGACAAUCUUCAACUGAUUUGUUCACGGAGUUAGAUCAUAUGAGAAGCUUGUUACAAGAGUCUAAGGAGAGAGAGGCCAAGUUGAAUGCUGAGUUGGUUGAGUGUAGGAAGAAUCAGAGUGAGGUUGAUGAGCUUGUGAAGAAAGUUGCUUUGUUGGAAGAAGAGAAAAGUGGUCUUUCUGAGCAAUUGGUUGCAUUGAGUAGGAGCUGUGGAUUGGAGAGACAAGAGGAAGAUAAGGAUGGUUCAACGCAGAAUCUUGAGCUUGAAGUUGUUGAGCUGAGAAGGUUGAAUAAAGAGUUGCAUAUGCAGAAGAGGAACCUUACUUGUAGGCUUUCUUCUAUGGAGUCUCAGUUGUCUUGUUCUGACAACUCUUCAGAGAGUGACAUUGUUGCCAAAUUUAAAGCCGAGGCAUCACUGCUCCGGCUCACAAACGAAGACCUAAGCAAACAAGUAGAAGGUUUACAAACAAGCAGAUUAAAUGAGGUGGAGGAGCUAGCUUAUUUGAGGUGGGUGAAUUCGUGUUUAAGAACUGAGUUAAAGAAUACAUGCUCAACAUUGGAUUCUGAUAAGCUAUCUAGCCCUCAAUCCGUUGUGAGUAGCAGCGGAGAUUCUAUUAGUUCUUUCUCUGAUCAAUGUGGUAGUGCAAAUAGCUUCAAUUUGGUUAAGAAGCCGAAAAAGUGGCCAAUAACUAGUAGUGAUCAGUUGUCACAAGUAGAGUGUACAAAUAAUAGUAUCAUUGACAAAAAUUGGAUUGAAUCGAUUUCGGAGGGAAGCAACAGAAGAAGACAUUCAAUUAGUGGUUCCAAUAGCUCAGAGGAAGAGGUUUCUGUAUUGAGUAAAAGAAGACAAUCUAAUUGUUUUGAUUCUUUUGAAUGUUUAAAAGAAAUCGAAAAGGAAUCGGUGCCAAUGCCAUUAUUUGUUCAACAAUGUGCUUUGGAGAAGAGGGCAUUAAGGAUUCCAAAUCCACCUCCAAGACCUUCAUGUUCUAUUUCUAGCAAAACAAAACAAGAAUGUUCAGCUCAAGUUCAACCUCCUCCACCUCCACCACCGCCACCACCUCCUAUGAGUUUUGCAUCGAGAGGUAACACGGCGAUGGUAAAACGAGCACCACAAGUGGUGGAAUUGUACCAUUCACUCAUGAAGAGAGAUUCUAGAAGGGAUUCUUCAAGUGGAGGACUCUCUGAUGCUCCAGAUGUUGCAGAUGUUCGUAGCAGCAUGAUUGGAGAAAUCGAGAACCGUUCGUCACAUUUACUUGCUAUAAAGGCAGAUAUUGAAACACAAGGAGAAUUUGUAAAUUCAUUGAUUAGAGAGGUGAACGAUGCGGUUUAUGAGAACAUAGAUGAUGUAGUGGCAUUUGUGAAGUGGCUUGAUGAUGAACUUGGCUUCCUUGUGGAUGAAAGGGCUGUCCUUAAGCAUUUUGAUUGGCCAGAGAAGAAAGCUGACACAUUAAGAGAAGCAGCAUUUGGAUAUCAAGAUUUGAAAAAAUUGGAAUCAGAAGUUUCCUCCUACAAGGAUGAUCCCCGGCUACCUUGUGAUAUUGCUCUAAAGAAAAUGGUUGCAUUAUCAGAAAAGAUGGAACGUACGGUUUAUACACUUCUCCGCACGAGGGAUUCACUGAUGAGAAAUUGCAAGGAGUUUCAAAUUCCUGUAGAAUGGAUGCUUGAUAAUGGAAUUAUUGGCAAGAUAAAACUAGGAUCAGUUAAAUUGGCCAAAAAGUAUAUGAAAAGGGUAGCCAUUGAAGUUCAAACAAAGUCAGCAUUUGAUAAAGAUCCUGCAAUGGAUUAUAUGGUUCUCCAAGGAGUGAGAUUUGCUUUCAGAAUCCAUCAGUUUGCAGGAGGGUUUGAUGCAGAAACAAUGCAUGCAUUUGAGGAACUUCGCAAUCUUGCUUCUCUACUUAACAAGACAUAAAGAGAAUGAUGAGUUCAUUUCCAGCUUACCAUCUCAGUAAGCCAUAUACUAUGAUUGGAUUACAUUUUUCAUAGGUGCAAUCUGGAUUGGAUUAGUUUUGUAUUUGGUCUAUGAUUGCACUACAUUUUGGUACUAAGAGAUUGGCAAGAUUUUGUUGUAUAUUAGAUAUAACCGGGGAAUUUUGGGAGAGAACAAAUGUAAUAUCAUUCAAAUAGCAAGAACAACUUCAAAAUCAAA